Messenger RNA from Opisthorchis viverrini, 851 nucleotides. RefSeq lists its product as hypothetical. Gene Ontology annotation, biological process: vacuolar proton-transporting V-type ATPase complex assembly. Gene Ontology annotation, cellular component: extrinsic component of endoplasmic reticulum membrane. The transcript has 3 exons. NCBI's taxonomy places the organism in Eukaryota, Metazoa, Platyhelminthes, Trematoda, Opisthorchiida, Opisthorchiidae. The record is from RefSeq and is a predicted model, not a curated record. The coding region runs from base 1 to 540 and encodes 179 amino acids.
AUGUCCGAUGACGAAAUCGACAAACUCAUCGUAGAGCAUCUCACUACUUUGUCACAGAUCCUAGCCUUGCAUCAUCAUUUGGAAGACUCUUUGGCUCUUGGUCGUUUUCAGUUAGCCAAAACCCGUCACAACCUCCCUGGGAAUGGAUCCAGAAUCUCCUCCACUGCUUACAACCUUCAUGAAAUGUCAACCCGCGGUGCUACGUUACGUAUUGUGACAUGCACAAACGAGGCUAGCGGUGACGGAGACGAAACGACUUCCAAAGCAAUACCACAAUUUCAAGUGGUGGAUGAUCUACUUGUAGAUGGGGUUCAUAUGGAUCCCACGGCCGACCCCAUUCGCUGGUUCGCUGGAGUAUUGGUCCCAGCUAGUUUACGGCGAGCUCAAGCGUCUUUUCGACGAUCCAUUCAUCUUUCCAUCAAUCUGGCUAACCUACGGACCAAACUCGAGACGUCAUCACGAAGACUCCGGAUACUGAUUAAUGCCCGCGAGAAUCAGAAGUCAGACGACGCUGACUCGUUAAACCUACGCGCAAAGUAGUCCUAAGGUGCUGGGACGCCGCUGUCAGUAAUUAAUGCUGACCUGUCUUUCAGUUAUAUGUGAUUUUGUCGCCCUACGGCUUGCAAACGAAUCGACAGGAAUCAGUACUAACGUACAUUUUGUACAUCUGUCUACUGUCGUGAACACAUCGUUCAUUUUUUGAAGACCGCUUGCACUUGAAGGCUGAAUUCAGUAUAUCAGGACGUUUUUUUCAUUUUCUGCUAAUGUGCUUCAUGUGGGUGAAUCACGCCGAAAUAAAUGACUACCUCAAAAACCCAUAACAUCUACUUUUUGAGCAAGUCCACAUCUAG